UGGUGGAGCUCUUAAGAGGAAGUCAAGUAUCACAACGUUUUUGGAGCUAAGGUCGGAGUUAACAAAAGAGAUUCGCGUCAAUCGAAACAUUCUGAACACAUUUUUAAAUUUUCUUUUCUUCCCUGGACGGACCACGCGGGAGAAGAUUACGUUACCCAGUUGCGAAUCAACCCCUCCUGUCGUGACAAGGUUUUGAUCUUAUCGUGGACUUGACCACCACCGCACGCCAGAGAGGAAAGUGGGACUUUAUUGUUCAAGGCUAGCUAGCUAGCGCUGCCAAGCGGCUUGUUUUAGUGUGUGUGGUGGACCGCAGACUAUAUGGCUGCGAUUUACGAGCCAAUAUAUGGACUUUCAGAAGAUGAGCAUGAAACGAGAGUGCUGCGGGUUAAGGUCAUUGCCGGAAUUGAUCUGGCGAAGAAGGAUAUCAUUGGAGCCAGUGACCCUUAUGUCAAACUUUCCCUCUAUGUUGCGGAUGAAAACAAAGAACUUGCCUUAGUCCAGACAAAAACCAUUAAAAAGACCCUCAAUCCCAAAUGGAAUGAGGAAUUCUACUUCAGAGUGUGUCCCCAGAAUCACAGGCUACUCUUCGAGGUGUUUGAUGAAAACAGAUUGGCUACUUCCAAGAAUGGGCUUUUCCAUCUCGGACAGACUAGAGAUGAUUUCCUCGGUCAAGUUGACAUCCCUCUCAGUCAUUUGCCGACAGAGGACCCUGCUAUGGAGCGUCCCUACACAUUUAAAGACUUCCUCUUGCGGCCCAGAAGUCACAAGUCCAGGGUGAAGGGUUACCUGCGUCUCAAGAUGGCCUAUCUGCCUAAACAAGGCGGACAAGAGGAAGAGGCUGGAGAGAUGAGGGAGGAGGCAGAGGGCUGGGAUGAGUCUGUGGAUUCGGGCUCACAGCGACCCCAGCAACUGCUGCCACCAUUGCCCCCGGGCUGGGAAGAGAAGGUGGACAACCUGGGACGCACCUACUACGUCAACCACAACAACCGCAGUACUCAAUGGAAACGGCCCUCCAACAUGGAUGUGAUUUCAGAGACUGAGAGUGACAAUCAGCAGCGACAGAUCCACCAGGAAGCGCACCGUGUUUUCCGGUCAAGACGCCACAUCAGUGAAGACCUGGAGAAUGAGCACCUAGAACCCAGGGACAUGGACAAUUCGUGGGAACUCAUCACAGAGGAGGAUCCUAAUGACAGCCUGGCCCAGUCUCUGCCUGGCCCCUCCUCCAUCCUGACACCACAACACACGGCGACACCUGUCACCCAGGAGUUUGCUGAGGAUUUGAAUAUGAGGCUGUCACUCACUCCCGAUGCCAACGGUGAAGUGCCAGGGCCCAGCUCUGCUCUGAGUCAGCUGUCAAACAGACUACGUUCCUCCAGUAUGACAGAUGGCGUCAGUGAUCAGGCCCAGGCUCCUCCUCUUACGCAGGCCUCCCAGACCAGAAGAACAAGAACUCAAACAGUCUCAGGGGGUGAGGAGCCUAUGUCUCCCUCGUCGACUGCUUACGCCUUGACCACCCCUGGCCUGCCCCCAGGAUGGGAGGAGAGGAAGGAUAUCAAGGGAAGAACAUAUUACGUCAACCAUAACAACCGCACCACAACAUGGACUAGGCCAAUCGUGCAGCUGACUGAAGAUGGAGCCAGUGCCUCAGCGGCAGCAGCGGAUUCAGGCGGAGCCUCGGCCCUGGCGCCCACGUCCAUCCCUCCUUCCUCUUCCAAUGCCUCGAACAACCACCUCCAUGAGCCCCAGGUCCGACGACCUCGUAGCCUGAGCUCCCCUACCGUCACCCUUUCCACCCCUUUGGAGGGAGCCAACAACAUCCAGGUGCGGAGAGCUGUGAAAGACACAUUCUCCAACCCACAGUCUCCCCAGCCGUCCCCUUACAGCUCCCCCAAGUCGCAGCACAAGGCACAGCAGAGCUUCCUGCCCCCAGGCUGGGAGAUGAGGAUAGCCCCCAACGGUCGGCCUUUCUUCAUCGACCACAACAGCCGAACAACCACCUGGGAGGAUCCCAGGUUGAAAUAUCCGGUCUAUAUGAGGAAUAAGAACUCAAUGGAGCCCGGUGAACUCGGCCCUCUUCCUCCUGGGUGGGAAGAAAGAGUUCACACAGAUGGACGCACCUUCUACAUCGACCACAAUACAAAGAACACACAGUGGGAGGAUCCUCGCCUGCAAAGCCCAGCUAUCACAGGACCUGCUGUUCCCUACUCCCGAGAGUUCAAACAGAAAUAUGACUACUUUAGGAAGAAAUUGAAGAAACCGGCAGACAUCCCCAACCGAUUUGAGAUGAAGCUGCACAGGAACAACAUCUUUGAAGAGUCGUACCGUCGAAUCAUGUCCCUGAAGAGGCCGGAUGUUCUGAAGGCACGGCUGUGGAUCGAGUUCGAGUCGGAGAAAGGACUGGACUACGGUGGUGUGGCUAGAGAGUGGUUCUUCCUCUUAUCCAAGGAGAUGUUUAAUCCCUACUAUGGCCUGUUUGAAUACUCUGCCACGGACAACUACACUCUCCAAAUCAAUCCCAACUCUGGCCUCUGCAAUGAGGAUCAUCUUUCCUAUUUCAAGUUCAUUGGACGUGUAGCAGGAGGAAUGGCUGUGUUUCAUGGAAAACUACUGGAUGGUUUUUUCAUUCGACCCUUUUACAAAAUGAUGCUGGGAAAACAAAUCUCUCUUAAAGACAUGGAGUCUGUGGACAGUGAAUACUACAACUCUCUGAAGUGGAUUCUGGAAAAUGAUCCCACUGAGCUGGACCUGAGGUUCUGUAUUGAUGAGGACAACUUUGGACAGACAUACCAGGUCGACCUGAAGCCCAGUGGCUCUGACAUGGUGGUCACCAAUGAGAACAAAAAGGAAUACAUCGAUCUGGUCAUCCAGUGGAGGUUUGUCAGUCGGGUCCAGAAGCAGAUGAACGCCUUCCUGGAGGGCUUCACUGAGCUCAUUCUCAUAGAUCUGAUCAAGAUCUUUGAUGAAAAUGAACUGGAGCUGCUUAUGUGCGGCCUGGGGGAUGUAGAUGUGAACGACUGGAGACAACACACUGUUUACAAGAACGGCUACUGUCCCAACCAUCCAGUCAUACAGUGGUUUUGGAAGGUCGUCCUGUUGAUGGAUGCUGAGAAGAGGAUCCGACUCCUCCAGUUCGUUACAGGAACAUCACGAGUGCCAAUGAACGGCUUUGCUGAGCUUUAUGGUUCUAAUGGUCCGCAGCUGUUCACCAUCGAGCAGUGGGGAACACCAGAUAAGUUGCCAAGAGCUCACACAUGUUUCAAUCGCUUGGAUCUGCCCAUCUACGAAUCAUUUGAGGAUCUGAGAGAGAAACUGCUCUUGGCUGUGGAGAACGCACAGGGCUUCGAGGGGGUCGACUAAAACAGCAGCUUCUGCCACCCAGCCAACCAACCAGCCAACCAACCAACCAACCAACCAAUAAUAAUAAAACAAACAAAAAAAAGUCACGGGGAUGUCAAACCAGCUGCUGUAGCAGUUCUGUGUCAGCAUGUUGUACUGUAAUACCUGAGCCACCAAACCCAGCACAGUGGUUUGAGACUGUACAGCGACUUGUCGAGCCAAUAUGCCUACAUCUUUGUACCUUUUCAGUGCAGGUAGGUCACUCCCUAAAGGUGCUGGGGAAAGAAACCUACUAUCCACAGGCACGAGCAAUGAGCAGUGCGAGCUGGCCCCGAUCUGCCUUUUCUUUCCCCUCUGCCCCCAUCCUGUGAAAAUCUACAGUGCUGGAAAACUUUAAUGCAUUUCAAUAGCUCCUUUACUAUAGCUCAGUAUUCAAGCACCCUCCAGUGGGAGGGUCCUAGCAUGGCCUUAAUCUGGCUUCUACAUGCACUAUUUCUCUCAGAAACUGCAAUGGCACUAUGAUCACAGCUCUCUCAAAUCCUUAGACCAACACCAGAUUACCUUAGGAAUGCUAGCCAGUCACAUUUCAGGAAAUUGACCACACCCCCUUCGCAAAACCUUGAAUAUGUUGUGUGAUCAGAAAUUGUCACUGCAGCCGUUUGUAGAAUAAUGUUUUGUUUUUUUAACCACUGGUAAAGAUUCAAGAAUGGGGGAUGAAAUAAUUCCCGAAGUAGUUUUUUUUUAAAUAACAAUGUUUGAAAUCAUGGAACAGAUUUAGUUUUAUUAUUAUUAUUAUUAUCAUUAUUAAUCAUUGAUAAAAUUCAGCAAUACUCAACAUAUUUGUACUGAUGAGCAAUGUUGUUUACUAUUUUGACAGGUCUAUAUGACUACAUGUGUAACAAAGUGUAAAUCUGGUCAGUCUGGGGAAUGAAUAAUCCAUAUCAUUUGUUAUGGUGAUAGGAAAUGUGUUGAAAUGGUUUUUAUCGUAGAGCUAUGAAGGCAGCAUGAAACUGUACCUUGUGUUUGACUGCAUAGUAAUUUGAACAUGUAAAGGUUGGGAAGGGAAAACUGAAACUGGGGUUAGUUUCACCGAGACAUUGCGAUUAUAUUAUUAUCCUUAUGCCUGUUGCUGUUCAUAAUGCUGUAAAUUGUCCUGAAAAACUGUUUAAGUUCUUUCAUGAUAUAUAAAUAUAUGUAUGUAUUACAUUUAACAGAAGUAUUACUGAUCAACAACACUAAGAUGAAGCUGUAUGUGUGCAUGCGAGUGUGAGAGAAAAGCUGUGAUUGGCACUGAAUAUAAAGCAGCACAUUUCUUACUAAGGGGAAAAAAUGGUUUUUCUUUUUUACUUUUUUGUUUCCUCUCUCCUUUUUCUAACACCAUUUAACCUAAAGGGCACUUUAUAGAUCACUCUGAGGUCAUGUCGCCUGUUGUACGUCUUUUGUCAUUAACUUGAAUGUGUU
Molecule: messenger RNA, 4797 nt
Organism: Monopterus albus (swamp eel)
Lineage: Eukaryota; Metazoa; Chordata; Actinopteri; Synbranchiformes; Synbranchidae
Gene: nedd4l
Product: NEDD4 like E3 ubiquitin protein ligase
Biological process (GO): ubiquitin-dependent protein catabolic process; protein ubiquitination; regulation of dendrite morphogenesis
Cellular component (GO): cytoplasm
Molecular function (GO): protein binding; ubiquitin protein ligase activity; sodium channel inhibitor activity
Source: RefSeq, a predicted model, not a curated record